Molecule: messenger RNA, 225 nt
Organism: Linum trigynum
Lineage: Eukaryota; Viridiplantae; Streptophyta; Magnoliopsida; Malpighiales; Linaceae
Source: the annotation of a GenBank genome assembly
AUGGUGGAAAAGAGAGCUCGUCAAGGAGAAGGAUCAAGGCAACCGCCGCCUGCUCAACAACCACCACAAGUUCAUGAGGAAAAUGAUCAAGAAGAUGAUGAGGGACCAAGCCGCUCAUACUUCAGAUUCUACGGCUCCGCCUUUUCCCUAUUCAAAGUGAUAAACUACUCAAUACAAGAUGUCAAAUACUAUGCAACAUGCAAGAAAGAAUUCGAGAAGGCCUGA